AUGGCGGAUGGAACAAGAGUUUCACAGUUGGCAGAAUCGGUGAAGGCAAAUCAGGAGCAGCUGAAGCAGAUUCAGUGCCAAUUUCAGGAUGUGAACGAGUCUACUUUGGAGUUUCGGAAGGAGGUUCAGAGUUCCCAAUCUCAGAUGGAGUCACGGUUGGAGGCUCGGUUUGCGGAAGAUUUACAGUUGCAGUUCAGAGCAUUCGUGGAGGAAAUCAAGAAAAUGGUAAAGUUUAAAUCCCCUGUUGUUCAUGAUAAUGAAAUGAGUAGAAAUAAUGACGAUUUGUAUAAUCAUGAUAGUUCGGGUAGUGGGAGUAGGAACGCUCAACCCUGUCAGCUACGUUUGGACCUUCCCACUUUUGAUGGUGAGGAUCCAUCCAAUUGGGUGUAUAAGGCCAACCAGUAUUUUGAAUUUUACCAAGUCCCUGAGAAUCGCAAAGUUAAAGUUGCUUCUUUCUAUUUACAAGGAGAUGCUUUAGUUUGGUUUCAAGAUGGGGAGGAUAAUGGUCUUUUUCCUUAUUGGGACGUGUUUGUUAGGGAAUUACAGACUCGUUUUGGUCCCUCAGCUUAUGAUGAUCCAAUGGAGGCUAUGAUGAGGCUUAAGCAGUCUACAACUGUCACAGCUUAUAAAACUCAGUUUGAAUCAUUGUCCAAUCGUUUAAGAGGAGGAGUCUCUUACCAGAAUAAAAUCAGUUGUUUUUUAAGUGGGUUGAAGGAUGAGAUUAGGCUACCGGUUAGAAUGUUGAAUCCUGACAGCCUCAAUACAGCUUUUUCAUUGGCUAAAAUCCAGGAAGAAUUCAUGAAUUCUACCAGGAAACCCUAUAAGAGUGCAAGAAAUUCUUAUGGGUUUAGUAAACAAUCCGAAUGUGGUAAUUCUAGUGGGUCUAGCCCAUUGUUGGCAGGUCAGACUACUUCUUCUAAUUCUGUCCAGCCUAAGUCUUUGCCUACCCAAAGAAUUUCUAGGGCCCAAAUGAGGGAAAGAAGGGAGAAAGGAUUGUGCUAUUAUUGUGAUGAUAAGUAUAGCCAAUCCCAUGUCUGCAAAACCCUUAGAAUUUUCUUAAUUCAAGGAAUGGAGUGGGAACAGGAUAUGGCAGAUAAUUCUGUUUGUAUUGAAGAAGAAGGGAUAGAGGAAUUAGGAGUGAACUUACCAGAAAUUUCUUUACAUACGAUUUCUGGUACUCCAACUCCUCACACAAUGAGAGUAGUAGGUUUCAUUCGGGGGCAAAUGGUAGUCAUUCUAAUUGACUCAGGCAGCACCCACAACUUCUUAGAUCCCUCGAUUAUCAAGAAAACUCAGCUGUCGAUUAUGUCACAUACAAGAAUUACAAUUAAAGUGGCUAAUGGAGAUACAAUUCAGAGUGAGGGGCAGUGUAGUGAUGUUUCUUUGAAGGUUCAGGGGGUCAUCUUAACUACAGAAUUUUAUAUUCUAUCCUUGGGAGGGUUGAAUUCAGCUGGUCUUACAGUGGAGGAUAGUCCUAAAUUCUUUAAAAAUGCUUCUGUUUCAGCUAAGGGGUUAGUCUUGCAGAUGUUACCUCAUUUUCAGGCAUUAUCUUUAACUGAUAUACAUGAGGAUUUACAAGCCUUAAUUACAGAGUUUGGUAUGGUGUUUGAAGAGCCAAAGGGGUUACCACCUCAGAGGUCUCAUGAUCAUCAGAUUUUGCUUAAGGAAGGUACUAAGCCUGUUUGUUUCAGGCCAUAUCGUUAUCCCUAUUACCAGAAAACUGAAAUUGAGAAGAUUGUGAAAGAGUUGCUGCAAACAGGGGUAAUUAGACAUAGCCAAAGUCCUUUUUCGUCCCCAGUUUUGUUGGUAAGAAAAGCGGACGGUAGUUGGCGAAUGUGCAUGGACUAUAGGUCCUUAAAUCAGGAAACUAUUAAAGAUAAGUUUCCUAUACCAGUGAUUGAUGAAUUAUUGGAUGAGUUAUUUGGAGCUAAGGUGUUCUCUAAACUGGACUUAAGGUUCGGUUACCAUCAAAUCAGGGUCAAGACUGAAGAUAUUCCGAAGACGGCUUUUCGGACACACGAGGGUCAUUAUGAAUUCCUUGUGAUGCCCUUUGGCCUUACAAAUGCUCCAUCAACUUUCCAAGGGUUGAUGAAUUCGGUUUUUAGACCAUUUUUGAGGAGAUUUGUUUUGGUUUUUUUUGAUGACAUCUUGGUUUAUAGCCAAGAUAUGGAGACUCAUUUGUUGCAUGUGAGAGAGGUGUUGCAAACCCUUAAACAGCAUCAAUUAUAUGCUAAGCAAUCCAAGUGUAGGUUUGGAGUUGCUGAAAUUGAGUACCUUGGGCAUUUAAUCUCAGAAAAGGGGGUUCGAGCUGAUCCUAUGAAGAUUCAAGCCAUGCUUAACUGGUCUAUUCCUUCAACCAUUAAAUCUUUGAGGGGUUUUGUGGGAUUAACUGGAUAUUACCGCAAGUUUAUUCGGGGGUAUGGAAUGAUAGCAGCUCCUUUAACCCAACUUUUGAAGAAGAAUUCUUUUUAG
Alnus glutinosa is the source of this 2472-nucleotide messenger RNA. RefSeq lists its product as uncharacterized. The record is from RefSeq and is a predicted model, not a curated record. The transcript has 2 exons. Bases 1 to 2472 code for a protein of 823 amino acids. NCBI's taxonomy places the organism in Eukaryota, Viridiplantae, Streptophyta, Magnoliopsida, Fagales, Betulaceae.